UCCGUGGGUGGGAGUGAGGUGUGCUCUGCCCAUAAAUAGAGGCUCAGGGCUCUGCUGACACAUUCAGAAGCUUGGACUGCAACCCGGGCAGCUCACACAAAGCAGGAGGGCGGGGAGCCCAGAUUGCCAUGGAGAAAAUUUUGGCGUCAGCCUUCCUGCUUCUUGUGGCCCUCUCCUAUACCCUGGCCAAAGAAACCACAGUCAAACCUGGAGCCAAAAAGGACGCAAAGGACUCUCGGCCCAAACUGCCCCAGACCCUCUCCAGGGGUUGGGGCGAUCAGCUCAUCUGGACUCAGACCUACGAAGAAGCCUUAUACAAAUCCAAGACUAGCAACAGACCCUUGAUGAUCAUUCAUCACUUGGACGAAUGCCCACACAGUCAAGCUUUAAAGAAAGUGUUUGCUGAAAAUAAGGAAAUCCAGAAACUGGCAGAGCAGUUUGUUCUCCUCAACCUGGUUUAUGAAACCACAGACAAGCACCUUUCUCCUGACGGCCAGUACGUCCCCAGAGUUCUGUUUGUGGACCCGUCCCUGACAGUGAGGGCGGACAUCACUGGGAGAUACUCAAACCGUCUCUACGCUUACGAACCUUCGGACACAGCUCUGUUGCUGGACAACAUGAAGAAAGCUCUGAAGCUACUAAAGACAGAAUUGUAGAGCCAGCUGUGCGUUGCACCAGGUGAUGAGGAGGCAGGAGCACUGUGAACUCGCUGAUUACAUCACAGUUUAAUGUUACAACACAUGUAUUUUUUAAACACCCAUACGCAUAUGUGGGGAGACAAUAUAUUGUUAUCUACUACAGUGAAGCAUGGUUUUCUAAAAAAUAAAGUCUUGUGAGUACUCCAA
This is a messenger RNA of Mesocricetus auratus (golden hamster), 845 nucleotides long. It is a transcript of the gene Agr2, whose product is annotated as anterior gradient 2, protein disulphide isomerase family member. The record is from RefSeq and is a predicted model, not a curated record. Gene Ontology annotation, cellular component: endoplasmic reticulum. NCBI's taxonomy places the organism in Eukaryota, Metazoa, Chordata, Mammalia, Rodentia, Cricetidae. The transcript has 8 exons. The coding region runs from base 129 to 656 and encodes 175 amino acids. Gene Ontology annotation, molecular function: dystroglycan binding.